AUGACACUCCCCAAUGACACUUCUUACUUAGUUGAGGGAGCGAAUCAAGUUCCCAAGCAGGAGUUUCUAAGCACUCUUAGCAGGGUGUACGAGGGUCAUGGAACCGCCAUUGUUUUUAUCGAGCAGCACAUUCUCUCCGCUCUCAAUCGUUUAGGAAUUGCGGCACGGGACUUCGGUCGCGAUAAAGGAGUCGUCGGCAUUUUCCUGUUUCAAAAUGUAAUUAACUACGUUUCAGCUGACAAUGUUGUGUACAUACUGAAUCCAGACCUGAGUAACGUGCGUUCUGUCGUCGUUCACUUGCUUUCCUAUACUCAGCGAUUUCCAAGUGCGAAGCCGACAAUUCUCUAUGUUCCCCAAAAGACGCUGAUUGCGGAGCAGGUGAUGGAGGACGAGUUCAAGCUCUCCCAAAGAUUUCCCACUCUACACAUUGCAAGUCUUGAUUUAGACUACGUUUUUCUGGAGGAGAAAGUGUUUACGAUGGAACUGCCACUGUCGUUCAAAUCAGUGUUUGCAGAGGGUGACUUGAGCAACCUAACCUGGAUUGCCAGGCUUUUGCUCAAGCUCCAGACAGGCCGCUUCGGUGCCAUUCGGCACAUCCGAGGAAAGGGCAGCCGUGCUGCUAAGGUUGUUCAGCUUCUUCAGCGGAUGCAGAAUGACAUCGGGAACGAUUUUAUUACUGACAUUCCCUCUGAAGUAGAGACACUCAUCAUUAUCGAUCGUUCUGUGGACUUCAUCACGCCGUUGAUGACGCAGCUUACGUACGAGGGGCUUAUUGACGAGCUGUACAACAUUGAGAACUGUGAGGCGCAAUUUCCGUUCAGCCUGGGCGAGAGUUCCGGUGUGGGGGCGAGCGAGAGGGUGCUUCUGAACAGCACUGACCGAAUGUUUGCUGAGAUUCGAGACAAGAAUUUCGCAGGAGUGGGGUCUGUGCUUUACCAAAAAUCCCUGUGGGUGAAGCAAAACUAUGACAAGCGUAAGGAGGUUCAUCAUCUGAAGGAGCUGAAGGAGUUUAUGAAAGGCCUCCCAGAGAUGCAGGAAAUGCAUCGCUUGAUUGGGAUUCAUACCAACGUUGCCACUGAAAUCAGCAAGACAACACAAAGCACGGACUUCAGGAAGCGUAUCUUGAUUGAACAGAACAUCAUUCAACAGAUCAGUGAGAGCGAUACUCUGAAGUACAUUGAGGAUCUUGUAUUUCGGAAGGAGAAGUUUGAGAAUGUUCUCCGCCUACUCGCGCUUCUGUCCCUUGUCAACGGUGGCCUGCGCGAGAGGGAGUUGCUCAGCCUCAAGGAGAACAUGAUGUUGGCCUAUGGCAUUCCGCACGUAAUCACUACCUUUUUCCUGCUGGAGAGGUGCGGCCUCCUUUGUGUACAAAGUGGAAAGGGAAGCAGCUACCGAAGUGUUUUCAAACAGCUUCAAACCUGGAAUGCAUCGGUGGCUGAUGAGCAGCCGAAUGACACUGCGUACGCCUAUAGAGGCUACGCACCUCCUCUUGUCCGCAUGGUAGACACUCUGCUACGGAAUCCACAAGCCUGGGACGUGGAGGACGAUGUAGUGAGUUUACUCCCUGGUGAAAAGAAGGAGCUGCUGAAUGACGUAGAGGUUGCCGCCACAACAAAGGCGGCUAUUGUCUUUGUUAUUGGCGGAAUCACAGCUUCGGAGGUGAGCGCACUGCGCUUUGUAGAGGAGCGACUUUCCAGCGGUGCCACACCUCAUCGCCUCUUUAUAGGCGCCACAGACCUUAUAAGCGGAAAUCGCAUGAUUCGAUCGUUGCUUCCGUUUGAACCGUCUCGGUAG
Molecule: messenger RNA, 1794 nt
Organism: Leishmania braziliensis MHOM/BR/75/M2904
Lineage: Eukaryota; Euglenozoa; Kinetoplastea; Trypanosomatida; Trypanosomatidae
Product: vacuolar protein sorting-like protein
Exons: 1
Coding region: 1-1794 (597 amino acids)
Biological process (GO): intracellular protein transport; vesicle-mediated transport
Cellular component (GO): vacuole; CORVET complex
Source: RefSeq, a predicted model, not a curated record